Pseudocercospora fijiensis CIRAD86 is the source of this 249-nucleotide messenger RNA. RefSeq lists its product as uncharacterized. The record is from RefSeq and is a predicted model, not a curated record. Lineage: Eukaryota; Fungi; Ascomycota; Dothideomycetes; Mycosphaerellales; Mycosphaerellaceae. The transcript is spliced from 3 exons. Bases 1 to 249 code for a protein of 82 amino acids.
AUGCCAAGAUGUUACGUGUCUGUCAUCUAUGAAAUGCCCUUGCUGCUCGAGCAGCCUAGGAAGUCCUUGUUUCUAGAGGCUCCGAAGAGGCCUUCGAAGCCGGCUGAAGGAGUAGAGGUAUUGCUCCUACUGCCGAAUCGCAAGGAGUUAUCAGUCUUGUUGGCGAGCAGGCCCGAAUUGCCCUUCCGGCUCGAAGAUCCGAGGAAAUCUUUGUCGCUGGCAGCUCCGAAGAGGGUUCCCCCAUCCUAA